This is a messenger RNA of Anopheles cruzii, 2771 nucleotides long. Its product is annotated as glycerol kinase-like. The transcript is spliced from 10 exons. Bases 454 to 2124 code for a protein of 556 amino acids. Gene Ontology annotation, molecular function: glycerol kinase activity. The record is from RefSeq and is a predicted model, not a curated record. Gene Ontology annotation, biological process: triglyceride metabolic process; glycerol metabolic process; glycerol-3-phosphate biosynthetic process. Gene Ontology annotation, cellular component: mitochondrion. Lineage: Eukaryota; Metazoa; Arthropoda; Insecta; Diptera; Culicidae.
GCGAUCGUACUUACUCGAUGCCGUCGCGUGUGCGAUAACGCGCCGCAGAGCGAGGAAUGCUGCUGAGUCAGCCUUUUGCUAAUGGGCAUACCUGGAUUGCAAAGUCUCGUGUAUAAAGCAACCAAUCAACUGCUCAUUCUUUAACCGACACGUGCAUAAUUUGAUCGACAUUAUGCAACGUGUGCAAAACACAGAAAAACGGUAAUGCGGUCAAGCGUCUCUCUUGAGAAAACCACGGACAGACGGGCGUAAGUAAUAAAAGCGGCCAAUCAAUAGGAUAGUGAAGUGAGAGAGAAAGCAAAGUGAUAUUCAACGAAUGAUCAUCAGUUUUUUACGUACGUACGUAAAAGACCAGUCCCUCAACGGUGGGCGCAUUUCGGUUUUUUGUCAAACACUCCAAAACCUUGAACGCACGGCCUAGCUACCAACCUUAACUUCACCACACGACCCGGUAUGGCUUCGUCACAGCGUAGCAAAUUGAUUGGCGUCAUUCACGAAGCCACCAACAGCGCCCGUUUUGUGAUCUAUAAGUUACCCUUGUUCGAGGAGUUGUUCUCGCAUCAGGUACGUAUCACGCAAAUUGUACCCCGCGAUGGCUGGAGCGAACAGGAUCCAACGGAGCUUCUGGCCGCAGUGCGCCUCUGUAUUGUCGAGGCGUGCUACACAAUGGAACGAGCAGGAUACGUAGUGAAGGACAUUGCGGCCAUCGGCAUCACGAACCAGCGUGAAACGACGGUUGUGUGGGAUAAAAACACCGGUGAACCGUUGUACAAUGCGAUCGUUUGGAACGACAUACGAACAGCUGAAAUGAUGGACAGCGUGCUGGCGCACCAACCUGAUCACAGUCCCAGCAACUUUCGCAUGAUUUCGGGCCUUCCAGUUUCGCCUUACUUUUCGGCCCUUAAGCUCAAGUGGCUAAAGGAGAAAGUAGUCGCUGUGCGAAAAGCAUGUCGGGAAAAGCGAUGUUAUGCUGGGACGAUCGACACUUGGCUGCUGUGGAAUCUAACUGGUGGCCCUCAGGGUGGAGCCUUUAAGACUGACGUCACGAACGCUUCUAGGACGCUGCUGAUGAACAUUGAGACGCUUCACUGGGAUCCACAAUUGACGAAAUCGUUUUCCGUGCAUCCAGACAUGCUACCAGAGAUCCGAAGCUCAUCGGAGAUUUACGGUUAUAUUAAGGACAACUGUGUACUUGAUGGAAUUCCUAUCAGCGCUAUUCUCGGCAAUCAGCAGGCCAGCCUGGUUGGUCAGCGCUGUCUGAAGGAAGGUCAGGCCAAGAAUACUUAUCGAAAAGGAUGUUUUCUGCUGUACAAUACGGGAACUAGGUGUGUUCAAUCAUCGCACGGGUUAGUAACGACUGUGGCCUACAAGAUGGGAAAAAACGAACCGGCGGUGUAUGCUUUGGAAGGUUCGGUAGCUGUUGCCGGCGUAGCUAUGAACUGGCUACGUGACAAUCUCGAGAUGAUCAAGGACAUUCCAGUUGACUCUGAAAAGAUUGCUGGCAGUGUGUCGUCGACGGGCGAUGUGUACUUUGUACCUGCAUUCACUGGGCUGUACGCUCCCUACUGGCGAAAGGAUGCCCGCGGCAUUAUUUGUGGUUUGACCAGUUUUACCACUAAGCCUCACAUCGUUCGGGCCGCUUUGGAAGCGGUCUGCUACCAGACGCGGGAUAUUAUUGAGGCUAUGAAAAAAGAUUGCGGCAUAAAUCUUAACAAACUGCACGCUGACGGUAUCAUGUCCAAUAACGGGCUGCUAAUGCAACUGCAGGCGGAUCUAAGUGGUAUUCCUGUGUUGAAAACGGAGGUGCACGAUCCGGCAGCUCUCGGUACGGCGAUGGCCGCCGCUCAAGCGGAAGGUGUAGACUUGUUCAAAUUCGAUGCAGAUAAUCGUGGGUAUGUGGGAAUACAUGCACACCACGAAACAUUUCUUCCUACAACGACGGAAGAGGAACGAAACGCUCGAUACACCAAGUGGAAAAUGGCGGUUCAACGUAGUUUAGGUUGGGCGGUAACGAAAAAGAGCGAUGCAAUGACGGAUGAGCGAUACAGUUUGCUGGCAUCGAUACCAGCCGGACUCUUUCUGGCGGCAACGUUCAUAAUGUUGGUGCUGUCUGAACGACGAUGAUUGAUCGGUGGACCAAAUGAUGGAUCAUGUAUGACUUAGUAGACUAUUGUAAUUCUUUGAAGAUUUCGAAAUGAGUUUUCGUUCCUAAUAAAUUCUAUAGCCAACCCGUUUUUACUCGUCGAGUAAAAAAUCAGAUGUUGUUCCAACUAAGUUUUAAUUUAAAAAGCUUAAUAGUACAGAUCACCAAAAUUUAAUACUUCUGAUAGACUUGAAUACUGAACGAGUUAAGGAACUGAGCAAAUCAGGCAACAAAUAUUCCAGGCAGUGUGCUUACUGCGAUCGGAGGGUCGUAAAAACAGUAGUGGUUAAAAAAAUGUUAAAGAUCAACAGAGAAACGAAGUUAGUCACGCGCUAUGGGCGAACUAAUGCAGUAUUGAUUUGUUUGUUAUAACAUUAAGAUGGACUGGAGUGUUUUUUAUUAGAAUUAUAACUAUCAAUUGUUCAUUAUUGCGAACUUCUUAGAUUUGUUGCUAUACUCCUAUGAUAGAAGCUCAUUGAAGACAAAAUGUUAGAUUUAUUAGGAAGAAAAGAAUAAUUUUGACAACUGCUGCUAGGUAUUCGCUUUGAAAACGAUGAUCAGUUGAUCAUUUAUUCCGGUGAGUAAUGGUUUCGUUAGGUUUGAAUAAAAACGCAACAAAAAUCCGUAA